AUGGGAAUUCCUUCAGAAAUUGCAGCAGCUGCGAUUGUUUUGUUGUGCCUGUGGAGUGUUACUGACAGUGUUCCCAACACCAACAUCACUACCAUCCUGUGCAACGCUGGUGGGUACACCUCAGGUGAUCCUUUUGCUCUCAGUUUAUCUUAUGUUGUUGGAGAAUUGGAGAGAGAGACUCCAACGCAGAAAAAUUACGAUAACUACAACAUUUCCCCAUAUCCCAAUGCCUUUGCCUAUGGACAUGCUGCUUGCAACCUAAAUCUCACUUCCUCUGACUGCAAAACCUGUCUUGGUGUUGCUAAAACGGCCAUGUUCAACGGUUGUCCCAACCGUAUAGGAGCUCGCUCGGUGCUGCAUGAUUGUACAAUCAGGUAUGAGCAAUACCCAUUUGACGAUUAG
Molecule: messenger RNA, 402 nt
Organism: Sphenostylis stenocarpa
Lineage: Eukaryota; Viridiplantae; Streptophyta; Magnoliopsida; Fabales; Fabaceae
Source: the annotation of a GenBank genome assembly